AUGGGGUCCCCGUGGUGUGUGCCUGGCUGCUGUCCCUGUCACAGGCUGUCCCCACUGGGGUGGCAGGAAGGGGAGGCACCGAAGCGCGCAACGUAACGUGCACACCGCUUGUGGGUUUACACCGCGGGGUGUGGAAACGGGGCCAGGUCCCUACCCGGUCCUCCAUCAGCGAGGGCCCGGGGCUGCGGGAGGGCAGCUGACCCCGGGCUCCCCGUGGCAGCCCCCCGCUGGGCGCUGGGCGCCACCGCCGUGCUCGUGGGCCUCCUGCUGCUCGCCUGCUGCUUCUGCGUCUGCAAGAAGUGCUGCUGUAAGAAGAAGAAGACCAAGAAGGAGAAGGGCAAGGGCGCCAAGAGCGCCAUGAGCAUGAAGGACAUGAAGGGCGGCCAGGAUGAUGACGACGCCGAGACUGGCCUCACGGAGGGGGAGGGCGAGGGGGAGGAGGAGCCGGAGCCGGAGAACCUGGGGAAGCUGCAGUUCUCCCUGGACUACGACUUCCAGGCCAACCAGCUCACCGUGGGCAUCCUGCAGGCCGCGGAACUGCCCGCCCUGGACAUGGGCGGCACCUCGGACCCUUACGUCAAGGUCUUCCUCCUUCCAGACAAGAAGAAGAAAUACGAGACCAAAGUCCAUCGGAAGACGCUGAACCCCGCCUUCAACGAGACCUUCACCUUCAAGGUGCCCUACCAGGAGCUGGGGGGCAAGACCCUGGUGAUGGCCAUCUACGACUUUGACCGCUUCUCCAAGCACGACAUCAUCGGGGAGGUGAAGGUGCCCAUGAACACCGUGGACCUGGGCCAGCCCGUCGAGGAGUGGAGGGACCUGCAGGGUGGCGAGAAGGAGGAGCCGGAGAAGCUGGGUGACAUCUGCACCUCGUUGCGCUACGUGCCAACGGCUGGGAAGCUCACCGUCUGCAUCCUGGAGGCCAAGAACCUCAAGAAGAUGGACGUGGGUGGCCUUUCAGACCCCUACGUGAAGAUCCACCUGAUGCAGAACGGCAAGAGGCUCAAGAAGAAGAAAACGACAGUGAAGAAGAAGACCCUGAACCCGUACUUCAACGAGUCCUUCAGCUUCGAGAUCCCCUUCGAGCAGAUCCAGAAAGUCCAGGUGGUGGUCACCGUGCUGGACUAUGACAAGCUGGGCAAGAACGAGGCCAUCGGCAAGAUCUUCGUGGGCAGCAACGCCACGGGCACGGAGCUGCGGCACUGGUCUGACAUGCUGGCCAACCCCCGCCGGCCCAUCGCCCAGUGGCACUCGCUCAAGCCCGAGGAGGAGGUGGACGCACUGCUGGGCAAGAACAAGUAGGGGCCGCGGCCCGAGCCGCCGCUACCUCGGCCGGGCAGCCCUCCGGGCGUCCCUGCCAACCUGUGCUCGGCCGUGCCCUCGUUCCUCCGUCCUCGUCCGCUCUCUAAAGACCCCUCCCUCCGACGGCGGUGAGGAGGGCCCCUCGGAGGUGAGAGAAGCCUGGCCCGUUGUCGUCCGGGAGCUUCCUCGCUGCAUGCCCGCCACCCUCCUCCUCCAAAGCUCCGCCCAGGCCUCACCCCGAGGGAGGCUCUCUUGGCAGAAAGCGGCGGCAUUUUCUGUUUUCUGAGCGUCCCGGACCGACGGAACGGCUGCACCUCCUGACUCCUGGCA
Messenger RNA from Kogia breviceps (pygmy sperm whale), 1632 nucleotides. It is a transcript of the gene SYT2, whose product is annotated as synaptotagmin 2. Lineage: Eukaryota; Metazoa; Chordata; Mammalia; Artiodactyla; Physeteridae. Gene Ontology annotation, biological process: synaptic vesicle endocytosis; cellular response to calcium ion; calcium ion-regulated exocytosis of neurotransmitter. Gene Ontology annotation, cellular component: exocytic vesicle; axon; synaptic vesicle membrane. Gene Ontology annotation, molecular function: calcium-dependent phospholipid binding; clathrin binding; phosphatidylserine binding. The record is from RefSeq and is a predicted model, not a curated record.